AUGUACCAAGCAAAAUCGCUGUCGUCAAGCGUCAGUGGGAUUGUUACCGGAGCCGCGCUUACAAUUCACAGGCCACAGUCAUCAGCGUGGUAUAGAUGGUUUGAAGUGGUUGAGCGCGCUUUUUUGUCACCAACAUCGAAGGAGGUCUUAUCAAAUUUGACUACUCGGAAUGACAAGGGCCCUGCAUCAUCAAUCGCACAAGAACUGCCGCAGAAUGACACUGUUGCCAUCCCAGGCAAGGAAACUUCCUCUAAUGCACUUCCUGGAUGUCGUCGAAUACAAUACAUGGAGCAGUCUGGACUGUAUGCUCGGUCUCAAUGUCAUAGGGCCUUCAGUGGCUCAAGUGAUGCAACAAAUCAUCUUGAGACGCGAUCAGAUUCCCUCAACAAGUCUCAUUGUUUGAUGCUCGAUCCACGAUACCAAAUUCUGACUCAAGCACCAGAUUUCAUCCAGUCACUGUUUGUUUCUUCUGAUCCAGUCACCGUACCUAUGAUGUUUCGCCCUCCAAAUGAUGUAAGUAGACUUCAGGCGAGCCAGCAGACCCAACCUAGCGAACUCAACACCUCACAGAAGAUCAAUGGUGCAUCCACAGGAUCGAAUACCAAAAGCUAUCCUGCCAAUGUCGCGUCUGGGAACGGCUUGGUGGAAAACCUUUCAACUCAGCAAUAG
Molecule: messenger RNA, 669 nt
Organism: Melampsora larici-populina 98AG31
Lineage: Eukaryota; Fungi; Basidiomycota; Pucciniomycetes; Pucciniales; Melampsoraceae
Exons: 1
Coding region: 1-669 (222 amino acids)
Source: RefSeq, a predicted model, not a curated record